AUGUCUAAAUCCGGCGGCUCUUCGUUCAUCCCCGAUUAUGCCUCUUACAACUGGACCGGUGCUCCCUCCAACUAUGAGCAGUUCACCACAAAUGAAAUUGGCGGUGAUUCGAGGACCGAAAAUCUGAACAAAUGGUUUCAAUCCGGUGACCAGGCCUACAUCAUCGUGGCCUCGGCCAUGGUCAUGGUCAUGAUUCCCGGUCUCGGUUUCCUUUAUUCUGGUUUGGCUCGUCGUAAGUCGGCGUUGAGUAUGAUCUGGGCCUGUAUGGCAUCUUUCUCCGUCGUCACUUUCCAGUGGUACUUCUGGGGUUACUCACUGGCCUUCUCCCCGACUGCAACCAAUGGGUAUAUUGGUAAUCUCCGCAACUUUGGUCUGAUGAACACUCUGGCGGAUCCGAGUCCCGGAUCCCCUCUUAUUCCCAAUCUCCUUUACGCCUUCUACCAGAUGCAAUUUUGCGGUGUUACUGCAGCCAUCGUCAUGGGUGCUGUUGCUGAGCGUGGACGUUUGCUUCCUGCUAUGGUUUUCACCUUCAUCUGGGCGACCAUCGUGUACUGCCCGAUGGCCUGCUGGGUGUGGAACGUGAACGGAUGGGCCUACAACUACGGUGUCAUGGACUACGCAGGUGGUGGCCCGGUCGAGAUUGGAUCUGGUAUGGCAGCUCUCGCAUACUCCAUGGUCCUGGGUCGUCGUCAGGAACGCAUGAUGCUCAACUUCCGCCCUCACAACGUCUCCCUCAUUCUCCUCGGUACGGUCUUCCUCUGGUUCGGAUGGCUUGGAUUCAACGGUGGUUCGGCAUUCGGUGCCAACAUUCGAGCCACAAUGGCUUGCUGGAACACCAACCUGACUGCUGCCUUUGGUGCCAUUACCUGGGUUCUCCUCGAUUGGCGUCUGGCUAGAAAGUGGUCUAUGGUCGGCUGGUGUUCCGGCACCAUCUCCGGUCUGGUUGCCGCCACUCCCGCCUCUGGUUAUCUGAGCCCUUGGGCUAGUGUUAUCCUGGGCAUUGUGACUGGUAUUGUUUGUAAUUAUGCCACCAAGGUGAAAUACUGGAUUCGGAUCGAUGACUCUAUGGAUGUGUUCGCUGAGCACGGUGUCGCUGGGAUUGUCGGUCUUCUUUUCAACGCCCUUUUCGGAGACGAUGCGAUUGUCGGCCUCGACGGUGUCAACACUGGAAGUGGAGUCGGUGGGUGGGUGAUUCACAACUAUAAGCAGCUCUAUAUCCAGGUUGCGUUUAUUGUGGCUUCCUGCGCCUAUUCUUUCGUGGUCUCUGCCAUCAUCGCCUAUGCCAUCAACGCUAUUCCCGGUCUGAAACUCCGUGCCUCCGAAGAAGCCGAAUUGCUCGGUAUGGAUGAUGACCAGCUGGGCGAGUUCGCUUAUGAUUAUGUCGAAGUUCGCCGUGAUUACCUUGCCUGGACCCCUCAGAAGCACGAUCAGCUCGAAGACGGUCACGAGAUCCCCCACGCUGCCCGCUACGGCAUCGGCGAACACAGUGAGAUGCUGGAAGGCCAGACCCCCGUCCGCAUUCACAGCCAGGGCUGCAGUGAAGGCGACUCUGGGAUCCAAGAGCUCAAGAUCGCUCCGGCUCCGCGACAGGUCGCUGAGCACCAUGCUCCGGCUCCUUCGGCUCCUCAGACCAACGGGCAACCCGCCCCGCAACAAAUCGAAGAGAAGCAGGAAAGCUCGACAUAA
Aspergillus clavatus NRRL 1 is the source of this 1686-nucleotide messenger RNA. RefSeq names its product ammonium transporter. Bases 1 to 1686 code for a protein of 561 amino acids. Gene Ontology annotation, biological process: ammonium transmembrane transport. The transcript has 4 exons. Gene Ontology annotation, cellular component: plasma membrane. The record is from RefSeq and is a predicted model, not a curated record. Lineage: Eukaryota; Fungi; Ascomycota; Eurotiomycetes; Eurotiales; Aspergillaceae. Gene Ontology annotation, molecular function: ammonium channel activity.